This is a messenger RNA of Aspergillus ochraceoroseus IBT 24754, 3189 nucleotides long. RefSeq names its product putative serine/threonine protein kinase Kin1 (gene kin1). The transcript has 3 exons. Gene Ontology annotation, biological process: microtubule cytoskeleton organization; intracellular signal transduction; protein phosphorylation. Bases 1 to 3189 code for a protein of 1062 amino acids. Lineage: Eukaryota; Fungi; Ascomycota; Eurotiomycetes; Eurotiales; Aspergillaceae. Gene Ontology annotation, molecular function: tau-protein kinase activity; ATP binding; protein serine/threonine kinase activity. The record is from RefSeq and is a predicted model, not a curated record. Gene Ontology annotation, cellular component: cytoplasm.
AUGUCCACCACUGCUCCCUCGUCUGCCAUCGCUCGCAGCCACUCAACCUCGUCCCGCCCACCGUCUUAUGGGACUGCUACCUCCGACAUCCCUCAUCGGACUCGAAGUGUCGCUACUAGGCCCGCGACUGCAUCCCAGUCAUCCACGCAAUCCCAAAGCAACUCCUCCAGUCGUCAUUCCUAUUCUAAAUCCCAGUCCUAUGACCGCCGACCCCCUACUAACCACGCGGUUUUCGACAACAUAGCCCGUCGGGACUUUGAGUCCUCCCGAAGUGCCCAACCGGUCUCCUCUCGUAGGGAUUCCUCGAGGGAACGUUCCCAGGAGCGCCCAUCGACUGCCCACCGGGCCGAAUCUUCAUCACAUAAACACCAAAGAAAUCUCUCGGUCAAAAGCCAUCAACGGGACAGCAUAGAUAUGGCUUCCGCAGGGCCCGUCGUGCCAGAUGGGGGUGCAGGUCACCACCAGACUGCUUCAGGGAAUCACCUCCACCCAGCAAACUCCGUUCAGUCUAAACGUCGCACAAUGAUCACUACCCCGACCGGUCAGUGGGCGCUAGGAAAAACUUUAGGCGCGGGAAGUAUGGGUAAGGUGAAAGUGGGAAAGAACAUGGAAAGCGGGGAACAGGUGGCUGUCAAGAUUGUGCCUAGGCAGUCGACCGAGGAACAUCGAAACGCACGCGAAGCCGAACGGGCAGAUCGCUCAAAGGAGAUUCGAACUGCCCGUGAAGCCGCAAUUGUCAGUCUCGUGAACCACCCCUAUAUCUGUGGCAUGCGUGAUGUGGUGCGGACCAAUUAUCACUGGUACAUGCUUUUUGAACUUGUCAACGGUGGUCAGAUGCUUGACUACAUCAUCUCCCAUGGCAAGCUGAAAGAAAAGCAGGCGAGGAAAUUUGCCCGCCAGAUCGUCAGUGCGCUCGAUUACUGCCAUCGCAAUAGCAUUGUGCAUCGUGACUUGAAAAUCGAAAAUAUCCUAAUCAGCAAGACUGGCGAUAUCAAGAUUAUUGAUUUUGGUCUCAGCAAUCUUUUCUCUCCUAAAAGCCUUCUCAAGACAUUCUGUGGUAGUUUGUACUUUGCCGCUCCGGAACUGUUAAAGGCAAGAGAAUACACUGGCCCAGAGGUGGACGUCUGGAGUUUCGGUAUCGUCCUCUACGUUCUGGUUUGCGGAAAAGUUCCUUUCGAUGACCAGAGCAUGCCAAAGCUCCAUGCAAAGAUCAAGCAGGGCGUGUUUGAGUAUCCUCCUGGGCUCUCAACAGAAUGCCGCCAUAUUAUCUCACGCAUGCUGGUGACAGACCCCAAGCAGCGCGCCAGUUUGGCCGAAAUAAUGAACCACCCGUGGAUGAACAAAGGAUUCAGCGGCCCCCCCGACAACCACCUGCCCACCCGUGAGCCGUUACAACUUCCAUUGGAUCCCAACGUUGUCGAGAAGAUGACAGGCUUUGAUUUUGGUCCAUCGGAUUACAUUACCGCACAGCUCACUAAGAUCAUAGAAUCGGAAGAGUACCAACAUGCUGUGGCAGUCAAUUCCCGGGAACUACCACACCCAACCCAUUCUGACAAGAAGCGCGGUGUGUUUGACUUCUAUAAAAGACGAAACUCAGCUAGCAGAGACACUCUUUCGGCACCUUCGGCCGAAGCUGUUCAACUGGGGAAUGAUCCCUUGAACGCGUACAGCCCCCUCCUCUCUGUAUAUUAUCUUGUGAAAGAGAAACUAGACAGAGAGCGAGGAGAGUCCAACCCAGGAGCUCUUGCCAUUCCCCACGCUCCUAGCGACGCCAUGCUCCAAGUGCCCGAUCUCCCGGCCCCAGAAGCUGCCCAUACCAAUCAGUAUCACGUCCCUGGAGAGAAAGACACAUCAAGAAGAUCUCGUCCCCGGGCAAGAACACAUGGUGAUGACGAUAUCACGCAAGGCAUGAAAAAUAUCAACCUCAUGCCUCAGCACGGACAAGCAUCUCUUAGCCCUGCUGCUUCCCAACCAGAAACCCCUGCCAAGAAGGAAAGCGCGGCUGCAGGUCUUUUGAGACGCUUUAGCACACGGAGAACUAAAGACCGUAGCCGUGAUCGUGAACGGGGGAGACUUACAAGCCCCCAUGCACCAUCUCUCAACAUACAACCGCCUGCAGAUUCUGCGUCUCCACUGUCUAGAGGAUUCAGCAUGCGGAGAAGCCGUCGCGCAGAGCCAUCGCCAACUACUAUUCCCUCGGCAGGCAGUCAGCCCCAGCAUCAAGACCUCCUUAAAGCACCUGGAUCGUCGGAGCCGGCCUCACGAUCCAACAAGUUCCUGGAGAGGUCAACCAGUGUCAACUCAGCUGACUAUCGCCCACGACGAGCUCGCCGGAACGACCCCGAUGCGGCCAGUCAACCACCGCAGACCAGUGGCUCAGAAUACUCGGCUGUACAAAAGGAAGUAGUAACACCUGGACAGGAACCGAAGGUGUUGACCCGCACACACGCCACCCGAACCAUGUCUCUUGGCCAUGCACGGCGUGAGAGCAUACAGGCACGCAGGGCCCGACGCGAUGCUGCGAGGGAGGCAAAUGUUCCCGAAGAGACUGAUGGUGAGGUGUCUGGAGCAGGCGCUGCCUUGGAAAGUGCCAAUGAAGAAGAUUUAUCCAAGCCAGUUUAUCUGAAGGGUCUUUUUAGUGUCUCAACUACCAGCAGCAAGCCGCUUCCAUUUAUCCGGGCAGAUAUAAUUCGCGUCUUGAAACAGCUUGCUGUAGAAUAUGUGGAAAUCAAGGGAGGGUUCAGUUGUCGCCAUGCACCCAGUAUUGACCUUGAGAAGGUGGUUGAUAUUCAACCUCCGAGCCCCGAGCGACAAGGCCAGGUCGCUGGUCACCGUCGCCGUAUCAGCUUUGGAGGUCUGCUAAAUCACGAUGACCCCCGAGAGGAGGUUCGCAACACGCCUCGUCGUCGCAACCGCGCACCGGAUCGCAGCUUUGUUACUAACUCGGAGGGGUCGGAUGAAUAUCUUGGCAGUCGUGAAAACAACGUAUCCGUUGGGGAUCGAGUCAUGGGGGAGACAACAACCCGGGUUCAAAGUGAUACUGGUGAGAACCUUAUCCUCCAAUUUGAAAUUCUUAUUGUCAAAGUUCCUCUGUUCUCUCUUCAUGGUAUUCAGUUUAAAAAAGUGUCUGGAGGCAUGUGGCAGUACCGGGAGAUGGCAAAGAAGAUUUUGGAUGCUCUAAGACUCUAA